CGUGGGGGGUGGGGAGAUCGGCCUCGGGGGGGUGCCCCGUGCCCCGCCCCGGGGCCCAAUGGCGGCGAGUGACCCGGAAACGGCCCAGAGACAAAUUGAUGAAAUUGACGCUCUCUCAUCUAUAUAUGGUGAUGACUGGUGUGUUGUUGAUGAAGAUGAAAGGAUAUUUUGCAUUAAGAUUGGUGAUUGUUUGGAGCAGCCAAAAUGGACUCUCUGUUUGCAGGUGAUUCUGCCUUCUGAAUAUCCAGCUUCAGCCCCACCUAUUUAUCAACUGAAUGCCCCUUGGCUUCGAGGACAGGAUUAUAUCGAACUAACAAAUAGCCUGGAAGAAAUCUAUGUGAAGAAUCUUGGUGAAAGCAUCCUUUACCUCUGGGUGGAGAAGAUACGAGAAGUUCUGAUAGAAAAAUCUCAGUCAUCUGAUGCAGCAGGACCAAGCAUUGAGAAAAUUACUGAAGAGAUUGAUGAAGAUAAUGAAGAAGAUUAUUCCGUGGAGUAUCAACCAGUUCAAGAAGAUACAAUUAAAACACUGAAUUUUGUUAUAUCUGAAAGCCAAGAAGAUGAAGAACUGCCACCAAUUAAUCAUGGGAACCCAAUCUCGGACCGAAGGAGUACUUUUCAGGCACAUCUGGCUCCUGUAGUGAGCCCCAAACAGGUGAAAAUGGUUCUUGCCAAAUUGUAUGAGAAUAAGAAAAUAGCGAGUGCUACCCACAACAUAUAUGCAUACAGAAUAUACUGUGGGGACAAACAGACGUACUUACAGGAUUGUGAAGAUGAUGGGGAGACAGCAGCAGGUGGACGCCUCCUCCAUCUUAUGCAGAUUUUGAAUGUCCGUAAUGUUUUGGUUGUGGUAUCCCGCUGGUAUGGAGGUAUCCUGCUAGGACCAGAUCGCUUUAAACACAUCAACAAUUGUGCCAGAAAUAUACUAGUGGAAUACAGUUAUACAAAUUCAGCUGAAGAAUCAUCUAAGCAAUUGGGAAAGAACAAAAGAGUAAGAAAGGACAAGAAGAGAACUGAACAUUAAUUCAUUUAAAAAUAACAAAAAGUUUAGUUUACACAUAUUUAUAUUA
Terrapene triunguis (Three-toed box turtle) is the source of this 1067-nucleotide messenger RNA. It is a transcript of the gene IMPACT, whose product is annotated as impact RWD domain protein. Gene Ontology annotation, molecular function: protein binding. The coding region runs from base 59 to 1021 and encodes 320 amino acids. Lineage: Eukaryota; Metazoa; Chordata; Testudines; Emydidae. Gene Ontology annotation, biological process: regulation of translational initiation. Gene Ontology annotation, cellular component: cytoplasm. The transcript has 11 exons. The record is from RefSeq and is a predicted model, not a curated record.